AACUGCCCGGGUGGAAUCAAUGUCUUAUGAUUAUCUGUAAUAAGUCCAUUUGAAACAGAUAUAUAAUUGAAAAGUAAUAGAAUUUGAAUAGAACAUUAUUUAGUGUAACGGGGCUAAGCUUAUAAAGCUAAUAAUGAAUCAACUCAAAAUCUUGGCCCGGGUAAGAGUGAAGAAUUGCACUGAACGACUUACUUGAAGUUGGUUAAUUUGAACUUUGACCUAUCUAAUCAUGGCGGCCUCCUCGGAAGAAGAUUACGACGUUUGUAUGACUGAUUUCAAGUACAUAUUCAAUCCUGAUUUACUCAAGGAUAAAGUUGCAUUUAUAACAGGGGGCGGUUCUGGAAUAUGCUUCACUAUAGCAGAGACACUCAUGAGGCAUGGUUGUCGUACUGUGAUAGCUAGUAGGAAGCUGCCCAAGCUGCAAGUGUCAGCUGAGAGACUGAGAGCUGCAACAAGUCAGCAGUGCUUACCCUUACAGAUGGAUGUCAGGAAGCCCCAGGAGGUUCUGAAAGCUGUGGAUGAUGCAUUGGCUCACUAUGGGAAGAUCGACAUUCUCAUCAAUGGAGCUGCUGGCAAUUUUUUAGCUCCGAUGGCAGGUCUUUCAUACAAUGCAUUCCGAACAGUUAUAGAGAUUGACACUCUUGGGACAUUCAAUGUUUGCAAGGCAGUCUAUGACAAAUGGUUCAAGAAAAAUGGUGGAAAUAUAGUGAACAUUACAGCAACACUAAGCAUGCGAGGCACAGCGCUACAGGGCCACGCAGGAUCAGCUAAAGCAGCAGUAGAUGCCAUGACACGCCAUAUGGCAGUUGAGUGGGGACCUGAAGGUAUCAGAGUGAACAGCCUUGCCCCUGGGCCCAUAGGCAAGACAGAGGGCAUGAGAAGAUUAGGAGGUGGUCGUGAUUUGACAAUGCUGACCCAGGGGAUACCCCUUCAGAGAAUUGGAACAAAGCUGGAUAUUGCCAACUGUACUCUCUUCCUUACCAGUGAAGCAGGAUCUCUAAUCACUGGCCAAAUAUUGAUAGCAGAUGGAGGCUCAGAGAUGACGGCUGUGAAUAAUCCACUUGUGAUGGCAAAGAUGAUGUCAAACAUUUAA
Owenia fusiformis is the source of this 1093-nucleotide messenger RNA. The record is from the annotation of a GenBank genome assembly. NCBI's taxonomy places the organism in Eukaryota, Metazoa, Annelida, Polychaeta, Sabellida, Oweniidae.